GGUGAGCAGCCGUGGCAGAGACACGGCGGAAUCUGCGCCAGCGAGCGUACGUUGGAGGCGGAGGGGAGAGGCUGGGGGCGCCCAGUCGGGAGGAGGCAGCAGGGAGGGGACGAACUUCGGCGCCAACUGCUCUGUAACCGCUGCCCAGGUCUGCGCGCUGGAGUCGCGGUCCUCGGGUUGGGGGAACAGGGCUCGCGGGCAGCCGGAUGGGUGGAAGGAAACGUUGACGCCCUCCGCUUCCCGGCCCAUCCUGGUAUCCAUCCUCUGCCUGGUCCUUCAGCGGGACCAGCCGGGGCAGAGGCGGCCUGGCAGCCCGGCGCCCCCUCUCCUCUCCCACCCCCUGCCCCGGUCCUGCGGGGCGCCCCAGGGACUUGGACUUGGCUGAACUCACCCCGCUGAAACUCAGGCCUCGAAUUAUUGGGAGAGAAAGAUACUACGGCUGCUGCAAGCAUUUACCACAGUGCCCAGCCUGAAGAGUUCUUCAGAGACCCUGGCUUCUCUCUCUCCAGAAGAGGGGAAAGUGCAUAAUCCAGUAUUGCUGAAGGAAAACUUCUGCAGUGCGUAAGAUGCUGCUUGAAUGAAUAAAGAACAUUAUUUAAAUUUCCUUUGACGUGUUUUCUAUUUUUCUUCCCCCUUUCAUGUGAUAGCGGAUACAUGGCAAGCAAACAGCGAGAAAUCCAGUUACAGGAGACCAUCAAUAAUCAAAGCCUGUGGGAGGAGAUGUUGCAGAACAAAGGCCUAACAGUGAUCGAUGUUUACCAAGCCUGGUGUGGACCUUGCAAAGCAAUGCAAACCUUAUUCAGAAAAUUGAAAAAUGAGCUGAACGAAGAUGAAAUUCUGCAUUUUGCUGUAGCGGAAGCUGACAGCAUUGUGACUUUGCAGCCAUUUAGAGAUAAAUGUGAACCUGUUUUUCUCUUUAGUGUUAAUGGCAAAAUUGUGGCAAAAAUCGAGGGUGCAAAUGCACCACUUGUGAGUCAAAAAAUUAUUACCUUGAUCAAUGAGGAGAAGAAAAUUGCAGCAGGUGAAAUGGUUCGACCUCAGUAUCAUGAAAUUGUGUUUGUAGACUCAGAUUCAGAGGAUGCUGGGGAAGCAAGCUAUGGAAGUGUUGACCAACUAUACAGCAUUGCCAUUAUCAAACCCAAUGCUGUGACUGCUAGAAAAGUUAAAGAAAUUAAAGAAAAAAUUAUCGAUGCAGAAUUUGUCAUAGAAGCAGAGGAUAAGAAAAUGCUCACUGAAGAACAAGUGAGGUACUUCUACAGCCGAAUAGCAGACCAGCCUGACUUUGAAGAUUUUGUUUCUUUUAUGACAAGUGGCCUAAGCUAUAUUCUAGUUGUAUCGCAAGCAAAGGAAAAAUGGCCUUCCUGGGAUGGAAGUGAAUCUAAUUCUGAGACGGAAUCUAAAGAACCAUGGGAUGACCACGAGAAGACGGCCAAGUCCUCGGGGAUGAAGCAGAAGAGGGAAAGUUUCCAAGAAUACCUAGAAAGACAACAAAUAUCUCAGUUUUGUGAUGUUGAAGAGAAUAUAAGUAAUACUAAGUUUAUUGAUGUCUUCAUCCCUGAUUUUAAAAAAAUUAAAGGCAUAAAAUUAGAAAAGAUACUGGCAUUACUUCGACCAGCCCUCUUUAACAAAAGGAAAGAGGAUGUUUUGAAUAUUAUUCAAGAUGAAGGCUUUAAAAUACUGAUGCAGAGACAAAUAGUGUUAUCAGAAAAAGAAGCAAAAACACUGUGCAUGGAACAUGAAAAUAAAGAUUAUUUUGGAAAUCUUAUAGAAAAUAUGACCAGCGGUCCAUCUCUAGUCCUUGUUUUAGUAAGAGAAAAUGGUUUAGGACACUGGAAACAGUUAAUUGGACCAAGCUCUGUGGAAGAAGCCAAAGAAUACCUUCCAGACAGUUUAUGCGCACAAUUUGCAAUGGAGAGUUUGCCUAUCAACCACUUGUAUGGAAGUGAUUCACUAGAAGCUGCCGAAAGGGACAUACAGUAUUUCUUUCCUCCUGAACACACUGCAGCACUGAUUAAACCUCAUGUAACACAAGAGCAAAGAGAGGAUAUCCUGACGCUUAUCAAAGAGGCUGGAUUUGAUAUAACACAGAUGAAGGAGACGCUCCUAACUGAAGAGGAAGCAGACAAAAUUUAUUUUAAAAUAAAAGGAAAAGCCUUUUAUAAAGAUGUAUUGGAAGUUUUAUCGGAGGGUCCAUCUUUGGUCAUGAUCCUGACCAAGUGGAAUGCUAUUUCAGACUGGAGACGAUUGAUGGGUCCCACAGACCCAGAGGAAGCAAGAUUUCUGUCCCCAGACUCUAUCCGAGCCCAGUUUGGAAGAAGUAUGUUGAAAAAUGCUGUCCAUGGAGCUUCUGAUAUGCAGGAGGCAGUGGAGGCUAUUAAUAGAGUGUUUGAAGACUUUGUUGCUGAGAACCCUGAGAAAAACUAA
This is a messenger RNA of Orcinus orca (killer whale), 2424 nucleotides long. RefSeq names its product NME/NM23 family member 8 (gene NME8). Lineage: Eukaryota; Metazoa; Chordata; Mammalia; Artiodactyla; Delphinidae. The transcript has 16 exons. The record is from RefSeq and is a predicted model, not a curated record. Bases 655 to 2424 code for a protein of 589 amino acids.